AUGGAGGAGAAAAGAACUGCGUAUGAGAAAUCCGUGCUUCACUCUCAGUGUUUGUGUGCGGGUGAACAUGAGUACGUUCUCAAGAGGAAACGAGUCGUCCUGCAGUCUCUCAACUGUCUGGGAAUCAGCUGUUCUGAAGACUCGGUCCCUCACAUCGCUCUGCUGGCUUCAGGUGGAGGUCAGAGAGCCGCCGUGGCUCUGGUGGGAUCUCUCCAUCAGAUGGAGAAAGACGGUCUGCUGGACUCUGUGCUCUACCUGGGAGGAGUCUCUGGGUCGACAUGGUCCAUGGCCUCUCUGUACAGUGACCCACAGUGGAGCAUGGGGAUGGACAGGGCCGUGUCCAGCCUGACGAGUCCAGGGGUGGAGCUGGACGAGGCUCUGUCAUGGCUGGGCGAGAGAGCGAAGGAGGAGGACUUCUCUCUCACUGAUAUCUGGGGGGUGCUGACCUCAGCUGGAAUCAUGAAACAGAUGGACCUGCGACUUCUUUCUGACGAGGCCGGCCGAAAAGCCACCAACCCCUACCCCAUCUACUGCGCCAUAGAGAAGUACUUCUUCUCUGAGGGGCCUCUGGAAGCGACGUGGUUUGAGAUGAGUCCUCAUGAGGCUGGGUUCACAGACCUCGGCCUCUUCAUUGAAACGUCUCUUCUGGGCAGCAAGUUCGAGAACGGGGAGCUGCAGGAGGAGAUAGCUGAGAUGGACAUGGUCAAACUACAAGGUGUUUUUGGCAGUGCAUUGGCUCAUGAAGACAUGAUCAAAGAGUUCAUCCCUCACUGGCUGAACGUGCCCGGUCAAGAGGACGAUGCAGCUGAAGAGUAUGUGCGUCUUUACUACGCCCUCCAUAGAGUUGUAGCUCUGACCAGAAACCUCAUCCCGGAUCCUGCUGCACAGGCUGACCUCGACAAGCUGCACAAACUACUAGAGGACGCUGAUGAGACACAUCGUGUUGAGUACGAGUCCGAAAGUUUGCAGGACAAGGAAAGUGUUUCCCAGCAGAGGACUGAGCAGCUGCUGGCUGUGGUGGAGAGCUGGAGCCAGACUCUGGAGGAUGGAGCUUUUAAAAAUCACGUGAUGUUCAUAAUUUCGCGUGUCCUUCCUCUGAUCGUGAAGUGGGAGUGGGGAACAACCAACAACUUCCUCUACCAAUACCAAAACUCCAGUGUCCCACCUUACCUCCAAACUGAAGAGAAUUUCAACCUGGUGGACGCUGGCUUGCUAGUGAACGUCGCCUUCCCGUCAUUUCUGGGAGACAAGAGAGACAUCGACCUCAUCAUCGCUCCGGAGUUCAGCGCAGGGAACAUGUUCGAGAAUCUGACUUUGGCCAGAGAUUAUGCAGCCAAGCUGAAGAAGCCGUUCCCUGAGAUAGAUGAGAAAAUCCUGGAAGAGAGAGACUGGCCGAAGGACUGCUACGUGUUUGAGGGGAAAGAGAAGGAGCCCACCAUCGUGUUCAUGCCGCUCUUCAACAGAAACAACUGCAAAGAUGCAGAGGAGGUGAAAGCAAAGAUGGCGGAGUUCUCCACCUUCCAGCAUUCGUACAGUCAGGAGAAAGUGGAGUUAUUGUUGGAGACGGGGAAAGAGAACAUGAAGAGAAACAAACAAACUCUGCUGAGAGAGAUCAAGAAGGCGGCUGGACGCAGACGCUGCAGGUAG
Messenger RNA from Labrus bergylta (ballan wrasse), 1647 nucleotides. The record is from RefSeq and is a predicted model, not a curated record. Lineage: Eukaryota; Metazoa; Chordata; Actinopteri; Labriformes; Labridae.